AUGCGUCCCGCAUGCCCAGACUUGACGUCACCUCUUCGCUUCCCGUGCUUCGCAGAGUGUCCGCUUGCUUGUGACGGCUCGAGUGCAUCCUUGGUUCAGUCAACUUACCUUCUCGGCACGAUCCACCUCGAGGCAACCGUCUCAACUUCACCAACUUACAUAUGUAUUGAUCGUGUUGGGGUGCAAUUCGCAGUUACGAUCCAGCUUCCGCCUCACGAGAUCAAAGAGGGGGUUCGAGGCGGCGGAUUCGAUUUGGCUGCUUGGAAACGAGGGUGGUGUUUGGCGAUUCGUAGGCCGCAGCGGUUAGGUGUUGACACCAACAAACAAGGAUUCAUUGCAGUUGUGAAAGAUGAUGUUAUGGUUAUACCCACAAGCCUCGCAAAGUUAACAGAGAUCUGUUUAAUGCAGAGAGAGCAAGAAGUUUUGGUAAAUGAUACAGCAGUGUGUCAGGCUUGUGGUGUGGAGUCCGAUCUUAAAAACCUACGCGCCUGCCGCGGCUGCGGAUAUGUUUGGUAUUGCAAUAGGGAAUGCCAACUUGAAGGCUGGUCACAGAAAGGUCAUAAAAGUAAAUGCAAGGUACUAAAUGUCCUGAGAAAUUUUCCUCAAGAUUAG
This is a messenger RNA of Blumeria graminis f. sp. triticale, 612 nucleotides long. The record is from the annotation of a GenBank genome assembly. Lineage: Eukaryota; Fungi; Ascomycota; Leotiomycetes; Helotiales; Erysiphaceae.